AUGUCCGUGGGGUUUCAUUCACUCAUUCAUUCAUUCGUGGUCUUUGUAGGAGGUUACCAGGCCAGUGCGACUGUUCAGGGGCCGGAUUUCGAAUCUGUGGCGUGCGGCGACCUCUGUAGCCAUCCCCAGGCGGCAAGGGAAUCAGCUGCGACUCACACACUGAACCAUCUGCGCAACAUGGCCAGCCAAGCGAGGAAGCGGUAG
Molecule: messenger RNA, 204 nt
Organism: Spirodela intermedia
Lineage: Eukaryota; Viridiplantae; Streptophyta; Magnoliopsida; Alismatales; Araceae
Source: the annotation of a GenBank genome assembly